GAUAAUCCAAAAGUUUAUACCACAUUUAAAGGUGAUGCCAUCGAGUUGACAGAAAAUAGUGGAAGUAUUCAGGGAGAGAAGGAGGGCAUAACUGUAACAUGGGAUGAUUUGUGGGUCACUGUUUCAAAUGGAAAGAAAAGGAAACCAAUUCUGCAGGGUCUUACAGGUUAUGCCCAGCCAGGAAGGCUUCUGGCUAUAAUGGGUCCUUCAGGCUGUGGAAAAUCCACUUUUCUUGAUGCUUUAGCAGGAAGAUUGAGCUCAAACAUAAGGCAUACAGGGAAUAUUCUAAUCAAUGGCCACAAACAAGCACUGGCUUAUGGAACAUCAGGCUAUGUAGCACAAGAUGAUGCUAUGCUGUCAAAUUUAACGGCUGGGGAAACUUUGUACUACUCAGCUCAGCUCCAAUUUCCAGAUUCCAUGUCCAUGGCAGAGAAGAAGGAACGUGCAGAAAUGACAAUCAGAGAAAUGGGUCUGCAAGAUGCCAUUAACACAAGGGUUGGAGGGUGGGGUUCUAAAGGACUCAGUGGAGGACAGAAGAGGAGACUUAGCAUUUGCAUUGAGAUCCUAACACGCCCGAGACUUCUCUUCCUUGAUGAACCAAAUAGUGGGCUUGAUAGUGCAGCUUCAUAUUAUGUUAUGAAAAGAAUUGCAAGUCUAAAUCUAAGGGAUGGCAUUCUAAGGACUAUUGUUACAUCCAUCCAUCAGCCUAGUAGUGAAGUUUUUGAACUUUUCCAUGACCUCUGUCUUUUGUCUUGUGGUGAAACUGUAUAUUUUGGCCCGGCUUCUGAUGCAAAUCAGUUUUUUGCUUCAAAUGGUUUUCCUUGCCCAACUCUCUACAAUCCUUCUGAUCAUUACUUGAGGAUCAUAAACAAAGAUUUUGAACAGGAUGCUGAAGAAGGCCUUGGUAAGGGAGCAACCACAGAAGAAGCAAUUGGUAUCCUUGUAAAGUCAUAUAGAUCGUCUAAAAUUAGAAACAAAGUUAAAAUGGAAGCGGCAAAAAUAAGCGAAAGUGAUUCUGGUGCAAUUGGGAAGAAGAGGAUCCACGCUGCAUUCCUCACUCAAUGCCUUGUUCUUAUAAGAAGAUCUUCCCUUCAAUUGUUUCGCGACAUUAGCAAUUACUGGUUACGUUUAGUUGGCUUUACUGUAAUAGCGAUAAGUAUUGGCUCUAUCUUCUAUGACAUUGGCUCAAGUGAUGAACCUAUGCAGGGGAGAGGUUCGCUGCUCACUUUUUUUAUUUCACUUCUCAGUUUCUUGAUCCUUGUUGGUGGAUUAUGUCCACUUUUGGAGGAAAUGAAGGUAUUUGAACGAGAGAGAUUGAAUGGGCACUAUGGUAUUACAGCUUUUCUUAUAGGCAACAUACUCUCUGCUGUUCCUUACAUGCUAAUGAUCUCUCUGAUUCCUGGAGGAAUAGCUUACUACCUUUGUGGGCUGCACAAAGGACUAGAAAACGUUUUGUACUUCAUUUGUUUGCUAUUUGCCAUUGUGAUGUGGGUUGAGAGCCUUAUGUUAGUUGUUGGGAGUAUCUCCCCCAAUUAUAUAAUAGGCGUGUUCAUUGGUGGUGGAAUUGUAGGACUCAUGAUUUUAUUAGGUGGAUUCUAUCGACUGCCAAAUGAUCUUCCAAAACCAUUAUGGAAAUACCCUUUAUAUUAUAUGUCUUUCAUCAAGUAUGCCUUGCAAGGGUCAUUCAAGAAUGAAUUCGAAGGUUUAACAUUUUCUAAAGAACAACAUGGAGGAGGCACCAAAAUCACCACUGGUAAAGAAAUAUUGACCGAGACAUUGCACGUGGAAAUGGGUCACUCUAAGUGGGUUGAUCUUGCCAUCAUGUUUGCAAUGAUUGUUCUGUAUCGAGUUCUAUUCUUGGCUAUCACUAAGUGUAAGGAGAAGUUGAAACCCGUUGUUGCUGCCUUUACUCGUCCCCGAGCAAAUUUUUUCAAGACCAACAUCAUUAGAGCCCACAAAACUAGUCCAACCUGGAUUGAAUUAUUUGAUGCAGAAAUUUGUGAUUCUUCAAAAGGAAUUCUUGAUUGA
Gastrolobium bilobum is the source of this 2028-nucleotide messenger RNA. RefSeq names its product ABC transporter G family member 1-like. The transcript is spliced from 9 exons. Bases 199 to 2028 code for a protein of 609 amino acids. Gene Ontology annotation, cellular component: membrane. Lineage: Eukaryota; Viridiplantae; Streptophyta; Magnoliopsida; Fabales; Fabaceae. Gene Ontology annotation, molecular function: ATP binding; ATP hydrolysis activity; ABC-type transporter activity. The record is from RefSeq and is a predicted model, not a curated record.